Molecule: messenger RNA, 982 nt
Organism: Musca domestica (house fly)
Lineage: Eukaryota; Metazoa; Arthropoda; Insecta; Diptera; Muscidae
Product: ceramide-1-phosphate transfer protein
Exons: 3
Coding region: 123-752 (209 amino acids)
Biological process (GO): intermembrane lipid transfer; ceramide transport
Cellular component (GO): membrane; cytoplasm; cytosol
Molecular function (GO): ceramide 1-phosphate transfer activity; ceramide 1-phosphate binding
Source: RefSeq, a predicted model, not a curated record
CUACUUGGUCGUCCGCCUCCUCGCCCAGUUCGAGUUUUAUUUACCAAUUGACACAGUCAAUUGUUUUGCGUGUAGUUUUGUUAGAUAGAAGAAAUUAUUGGCAGAAAUAGAAAAAAUAAGAAAUGGCUGCUGUAGAACGUUUUGAUAUUGAAAAAGUAACGCAAGUUUUUCAAGACUGCUUGCAUGAAGAAGAUGACAUUACAAUGGAUGAAUAUUUAAAAGGCUACGAAGAAAUUAACAAGUUUUUCACCUUAAUUGGAAGUGUAUUCGGAUUUGUUAGCAGCGAUAUUCGUGCUAAAAUUGACAUUUUAACCACAUUUAGAAAAAACGAUGAGAAAGCUGAAAACUUUGUAACGUUCAAAACCAUGAUGUCAUACGAAAAGGAUUCUGGGUUACUAAAAGAUUCGAAAUAUGUAUCAGGAAGUCGUACUCUAUUACGUUUGCAUCGAGGUCUAGAAUUCGUCUAUGAAUUCCUGCUCAAAUUGGCUGAACUGGCGGAAAACGAUAAGGUACAUCAAACAUGUAAGACGGCAUAUGAAAAUACAUUGGCCAAACAUCAUCCAUGGGUUGUACGAAAGGGGGCACUGGUCGCCAUGUAUGCAUUACCCACUCAAGGAGAACUAUUGAAACGUGUCUGCACUAACGUCCCACGCGCCAUAGAAAUACUGCCAGAAAUGUUGAAAAAUACCAAGAUUGUAUACGAUCGUACCCAUGCAUUAUACACCCUCUAUGAUUUGCAUGCAUUGCCUUAAAUACUCAUGUAGCCACAUGGUGCUCCAUAUACAAAAAAUCCUAUUUUAAGCUAGUUUCAACUUGAAUCUAUACUGUUUUAAUUAGUUAAAUGAUGUGCUGCUGCUAUAUUGUUUUAAUUUAUGUUUUUCGUAAUUAAGCGCUGGUAUUUCUUUUACAUAAAAACAUUCCUUUACCUUCAGAGAAAGUAUGCCUUAAAAUAUAUAUAUAUGCCUAGUUUCCUAUACUAUAA